CUCCGCCCCUGGCGCCCAUCGGGCCGCGCGGCGCUGUCGUGGCGCUUGGCGAGUGAGGGAUCCGCGUGGGCCCCGAGCACCGGCCGCCCCCCCCCCCCGCCCCCGCGGCCGCAGCCGCAGCCGCAGCGAUGAGGCGCGCGGGGCUGGGCGAUGGAGCACCUGCUGGUAACUAUGGCUACACCAAUAGUGGAUACAGUGUUUAUGAAGAAGAAAAUGAAAGGUUAACAGAAAGUCUGCGUACAAAAGUCAGUGCCAUUAAAUCACUUUCCAUUGAAAUUGGAACAGAAGUUAAAAACCAAAACAAAAUGUUAUCAGAAAUGGAUAAUGAUUUUGACUCCACGGGUGGACUUUUAGGUGCAACCAUGGGCAGACUGAGAACACUCUCCAGAGGAAGCCAGACCAAACUGUUAUGCUACAUGAUGCUCUUUUCAUUGUUUGUUUUUUUUGUAAUAUACUGGAUUAUUAAACUGAGGUGAUGCAUGUUACCUUUGGUUUAAAUAGUGUAAUUUCAACUAUAAAGCAGUCUUAAUUAAUGAAGACAUAAUCUAAAGUGGCAUAUUCUGUUGAUAAAACACAGUGAAAUUGUUGUAAAUUGCAUUAACUAUUAAUGCAAUGUUAUAUAUAGAUUUCUGCAAGUAUCAGGAUCUUUGCCAUCAUCCCAUUUUGGGAACAUUAUUUGUAAAUAUGCAGAAACUGCUAGCAUAGUAGGUUACUUUUUUAGCGGAAAAUAGUUUCUAGAUUUGAUUUUAAAAAAUACAGAAAACAGUGGUUGUUUGGAUAUGAAGUAACUGCAGAAUUAAAAGGCUUUCUCUUUCAUUCUGCUUUUCAUUCUGGGCCAUGCUCUAAAUUAGAGCUCCAGUUUCAAGCGUAUAGUAAUUCCUUGGUUGCAGAAGCACAAGGAAUACUUUGCUCUUACUAAAUUGGUUUUAUCUGUGGAUUUUGUAAAAAGGCUGGCCUGAAGCUAACAAAUCUAAUAGUGGUACCCUCCAAAAUUAUUUUUUUGUGGAUAGAUCUAAUAGUGUACGUAUUCAAGUAGCUUAAACUGUGUGUUUUGGGGAGAAUUUGCUUAAAAACUGCCUUUUUUUUUUUUUAUUUUAAAUGUGACAAAUUUGUGCUUACACAUCUACUCUUCUAUGCAAAUUUUUUUGCUCAUUGGGACCAACCAAUAUGGACAAAGUAAAAAUGUUCUCUUUACAGUGUCUAAAACUUAAUGAUUCCAUUGAAUCACUAAAAUGUCUACCAUUAGUAUGUUUACUUUUCAGUCUGUGAUAAUCCCUAAAUCUGUAUUGCAUGAUGUCUGAAAUAUGAGGUUAUAGAUUUUGAAUUUUAUAUUGAAGUAGAUUAUGAUGCACCUUUUGGAGGUGCUGUUAUAUUAAGGCUCUUUACUUUGAAGACUUGGCUUUUACUCACUAGAUAGUUUCCCAGUAGUUGAAGCUAUUACAUUACUGAGUUUAACAUUCAAAAAAUAGAGUUUCCUAGAUAUUGAAAUUAUAUCUACAGUUUUUAAAAAAUUUUUCUAGAAAUACUGUAUAACAUUUGCCAUUAAUAAUUACAAACUGACAAAGUGUCUUGUAGUAUUUUUACAUACAUUAUUUUCUACUGUGGAACACCAAUGUAUAUUUUGGAAAUGGUGCUGCAUUUAAGGGGCUAUACUUUUGUGGAGAGCACUAUUAAAAUAAGAAAUGGAGGUGUAUGCUACAUUUCUUUCAUAUUAAAUUUCAUAUAUAAUGGAAGUAUGACAUACAAAUCACUUACCUGAUCCAAAACACAACAUUUCUAGCCCAUUUAGUUUGUGAUUAUUAAAAGCUUUGCAGUGCUUCUAUGAAUAACAGAACAUCUAAGCAGUAACACCAGGAUAAUGCAUCAUCUUUAUAUGAGAACUGCUAGGCUUGUUUAACAAAUAUUGCAUUCCCAAAGCGAGUAAAUAGGAUAUAGUUUGCCAUCCGGAAUUGAUGCACUUGUACAAUUUUAAUGAGACGGUGGAGUGCCAGGCAUCUAACAAGUGAGAUGAUAAUUACUGACAUAUCUGUUUGACAGCCACGCUCCCCUGAUAGUUGAUCAUCUCCUAGAAGUCUAUUUCUGGCUGGUGCCUGAACAAUCUAUGUAUUUAUUUGCUUUUUUAAAAAAUCAAUCUUGCCAUGCCAAUAAGUGGAAAAAGUUUUUAACUACCUAAUAUAAAUGGGUGGAUGCAGCUAGUUUUAUAGCCAAUACAGUUCGUGUCUUUGUUCUGAAGAAUGUGCUAGGGUGUCCCCUAAGUCCUGACAGAGCACAUACUGGUAAAAAUCUUUUACCAGUCCUUCAUAUCACUUAUAAAACCAACAGAUUUUAAUUUUAAAUGUCAAACCAGAUUAAAAGGUAAUUCAUGCAGAAUAGGAAAUAGGUCUUCUGCUGCUUCCCUCCCCUCCUCCGUUCUUCAGUGGUGUUAAGAAGUGAAAAGAAAAAGAAAUCUUAAGCCUAUGUCUCCUUUAUGUUUCCUCAUUUAAGGAGGCUUGUCAGUUUUUGGGUUUUUUUUGUCUAGAUAGGGUGGGAAAUUGAGAGAAAGUUUAAGCACAAGGAAUAUAUG
Messenger RNA from Cuculus canorus (common cuckoo), 2563 nucleotides. RefSeq names its product Bet1 golgi vesicular membrane trafficking protein (gene BET1). Gene Ontology annotation, molecular function: SNAP receptor activity. Lineage: Eukaryota; Metazoa; Chordata; Aves; Cuculiformes; Cuculidae. The coding region runs from base 129 to 476 and encodes 115 amino acids. The record is from RefSeq and is a predicted model, not a curated record. Gene Ontology annotation, cellular component: Golgi trans cisterna; SNARE complex. Gene Ontology annotation, biological process: endoplasmic reticulum to Golgi vesicle-mediated transport; vesicle fusion with Golgi apparatus. The transcript is spliced from 4 exons.